Messenger RNA from Dunckerocampus dactyliophorus (ringed pipefish), 3057 nucleotides. RefSeq names its product inhibitor of nuclear factor kappa-B kinase-interacting protein-like. The record is from RefSeq and is a predicted model, not a curated record. Bases 135 to 932 code for a protein of 265 amino acids. Lineage: Eukaryota; Metazoa; Chordata; Actinopteri; Syngnathiformes; Syngnathidae. The transcript is spliced from 3 exons.
AGCCGGAUGAGGAGUGGGUUGAAGAUGAUGGCGUCACCCAAUGACGACAUGGAGUGUCGCCGUUUUGAAUCAUUCCGGACUCAUGAAGUACUUUUAUAUGGACCGCCACACAGCACAAGUCUGUUUACCUUGCAAUGGCUCCAUCUAGUGGACAAUGCGAGGGCGUGCGCCACCUGCUGGAUGACGUCUUCACUCGGCGCCGGGCUCUCCAGGCCCAACUGGAGAUCCUGGAGCGGGACGUCGGCCGCCUCAAGGAGUGGGCGUCCAAUUUGAGCGAGAAAAGGUCCAAGCGCCAGGUGAGCUUGGACGCGCUGACCGGCGCCGUGGGUCAGAUUGAGGCGAAGACGUCGGCCAUCACGACAGACUUUGGAAACAAAGUGGUGUCCGUGAGGACCGACGUCCGCCGCAUGGACGGCCUGCGCUCAGAACUGGAGUCUCUCCUGACGCAGGUCUCCGAGCUGGAGGACAGGGUGUCCCGAGCGGAGCACGGCAUGGUGAAGCGCAUCGGCGACGUGCUGGCCGGCAGCAUCGACCGUGUCUCCAACCUCCGCGCGGCCUCCGAACGCAACACGCAGGCCCUCGAGCGACUGCGCCGCCGCCUCCCCGAGCUGGACGCCGCCGCCCGGGACAUCUCGGAGCGGCUGAGGGAGCUCGAAGGCGGCCGAGCUCGGCUCAUCCGCACGGUGGGCUUCGCCGGGGACCUCAAGCCCAAGGUGGCCGCCAUCAAGCGAGACUUUUCCGCCUUUGAGCCACGCCUUUCCGACCUAACGUUACGCAUCGGAAGCCUGGCGGAGGACAUCGGGAAGAGGGGGGAGGAGGUCGCGGAGUUGAGACGCGCACUGGACAAUCUCACCUGUGUGGAAGAUGUGAGUAAUGCGAAUGAGCAGGCUGUGCUUUUAUCGGAAUUUAAAGGGACGCCGCGGCCUAUAUGAGCAACACGCUACUUUUAGUUUCACUAUCGCUCGUCUGGAAAUAAAGAUUGUCUGGGGGCUUUCCACACAUUCACUGCGUCUUUUAAGUGAGAAAGACAUGGAGCCUAUCCCAGCUGACUUCGGGCGACAGGUGGGGUACAACCUGGACUGGGGGCCAGCCAAUGGCAGGGCACAUAUACGUACAUGUAUUUAAAUGUGCACAAUGAUUGUACAAACUCGUACAAUCGCACAUCACAUCUUCCUGCAAACAGCGCCCUCUCCUGGAUUUACAGCUGCAGCACUUUUUUUUUUUUUUGCAGCGGCAACAAGCCGCCAUAAAAACAGAAAUAAUUUACAAUUUCAAGCAACUGAAUGCCAAAAAUAUCUCCUGGACACACUGACAUGACAUCAUGCUAGGUUAGCCCGUUAGCCGGAGGAAAACAAACGAAGCAAAAGUGCGGGUCGCACGUCUGUAGCGACUGACUAGUCAUCGGCAGAGCUUUAUUUUGAGAUGUGUAGCAAAGCCUGAUUUUGAUUUUGUGCAAAGACGUCCUGGAGGCUUAUACUGUAGACACGUGGGGGGUGUUGCUUUUGAUGAAUGAGUGAAUUGUUGGUCAUUUUUGGAGGAUGGUCGGCUUCCCCCUGCGGUCCCGGCGUUAGAGCAACCGGGUGUUUUCCCACAUGAAUGACAUCAGAGAUGAAGGUCAACACGAGUGUUUUUAUUAUAAAAAUGUGGGCUUAUUUGAUUGACGGGAAAGAAAGGAGUUCAGGUCAUCAGUCCAGCUCACCCCCGCCUGUGCAACAUCCCGUUCACGUGACUAAGUGUUUUAUUGAUGCUCCUCCUGGCGAGGGCCUUCAGAUAAAAUCGCCAGGGUCUGAGUGGCCUCCUGCAAGGCUCUCCGCAUGGAGGCAAUGGCCCGUCCGUGCUCCUCCAGUGUGGCGGCGUGCUCCGCCUCCCCCUCGGGGGCAAGCAGCCUCCUCUCUAGCUCCUCCACCCGCUGCCCCAUGAGGGAGUCUGUGGCAGCCAGCGUGUCCUGGGUCUCCCCCAUGGAGGCAACGUUGGACCGGAGGUCCUCCAGGCUGCUCCUCAGGGCCUCCAGCUCCUCGUGCUCUCCUCGCUCCUUCUCGGCCAGAGUGCUCUGGCGGGUGUCGUGCUUGGACAGAAGGGACUCCACCUUGGAGGAGAGGAAAUCCCCGCUCUCCUCAGACGCCUUCAGUCGGGCUUCCGCAUUGUCCCACCUCUUCUGCGUCUGAGCGGAGACCUCGCUGAGCUUCUUCUCCACGUCACGUACACCAUCAAGUGCUUGCUCCAAGCUGCCCUCCAGCGUGCUGCUUUGAUCCUUCAGGGCUUGGACGUCCAUCUGAGCCGCAGACACGGACAGCUUGAGGCCUCCGAGCGCGUCCUGCAUCAGCGACCUCACUGACUCCACCUCCUGCGACAGCGACGCCACUUCCUGGUUCCUCGUCUGGAGCUCCUCCCUCACGGAGCCGAUCCGCUCCUGGAUGGACACGGCAGAACUGUCGGCCUCCUGCUUCGCCGCCCUGAUCUCGGCCACCGCGUCCACGAUUGCGGACAGCUCCUGCUUGACGAGGGCGGGGUCCUCGAUGCCGACCAGGCGGCCCUCCAGGGCAGCCAGCUGGCGCCGCGCCUCGCCCUGAGCCUCGGUGAACUCGGCCACGCUUGCUCGCACCGAGCUGCUCACCUCCUCCAGGCGCUGCUCCACCGUCGUCUCCAGGGAGGAGAAGUCACGCUCCCGCGCCUCCUUCACCUCGCUGAUGCCCUCGGAGAGGUCCCUGAGGAGGUCGUUCUGGAGCCUCUGGAGGGCCUCCUCCACCCUCCUGGUCUCCUCCUCACCCUUCUUCAUGCGGCUGACGGCGCCCUCCAGCUCCGCCCGGGUGGCACCCAGUGACAACUCCAGGCCCUCCACGACGCUCCUCAGAGACCCCACCUGCCGAAACCAUCAGGAAGCUUGAGGGCGGCCAUAUUGGGGAGCAUAGUCCAUACGUCCGUGACUACGCUACACACAAAGUACCACCUAAUAAGUACAUCUGUAACUACGCUACACACAAAGUACCUCUGUACGUAAGUACAUAUGUACAAAUAUUUCAUGUCAUGUCUCCAGUGUGAUUUCAUCAAAUAAGAUAU